CCUCCCCACCAUUGCCGGAAGUGACAAUAUCCAGCUGCGUUCGAUUUGGAAAAAGUGGGAAAUAGCAAAGAUUCCUUGCCUAGAGCUGGGGCCAAUUCCAAACCACCUAAAUGGUUUACAUUUGAUUUAAUGUAAUAGAUAAACUACCCAGUCUGAGGCACUGAAGAACUAGACUAAUUUAAUUUGGUUGUGUUGAGACUGUGCCUUGCGGGUAACAUAGAUAGAUGUCUGGAUGUUAACUACCUCAAUACAGAUUCGAUUGAAUUGACAUGCAAUAUUAGUCUACAAUUCUCCGAAUAAACAUUAUUUUGUUUUAAAAUUCGGAAAUUAAAUCUCACACGCAAUUUCUAUUGUAUAUCUAUUGUAUGUAAUGAAAUUGCACCCCCUCGUGAAUAGCCAGCCCAAAUAGCUUAUAAUAACAUCAUCAUGAAGUCUAAUGCGGUAUGUUAGCUUUAGGCAAUACAAUCCAUGUCAGGCGAUAGAGUUAAUUUAAGGUAGGACCAGAUAGUCGGCUACUUUUUAUUCAAUGAUUUAAGACUUUCAUUUCCUGAGCUCUGAAGCGAGUACCCUUCUUGGCGUCAGGCGAGUAGCCUGAACUGAUCUAGCGAUGCGCACAGAGAGCCAAACCUGAAACCGCCCAUUGAGAGGGAGAAGGGAUUCUUGAGCUCCGUGCAUUCAGGUGAAUAAAGGUGGACUCUGGAAAGCACAAUUUAAAGAGGAUUCUGAUGAUGUGCCAGUGUUUAUGACAAUAGACUUGAUGCCAUAACAGCUAUCAUUGAAAUUCUCCCGUGGCCGAUCGGAUUGACAGAAUAGGUUAGGAUGCCCCUUGGAGAUCUAGAGGAUGGGAAUGGAUGGAAAAAGAAGACGUCGGACAUCAAAGAAAACUAUGACUUCAAAGAAGUUCUGGGAACGGGGGCGUUCUCGGAGGUGGUGCUAGCGGAGGAAAAGGGGACCCAGAGGCUCGUAGCCAUCAAGUGUAUCCCAAAGAAGGCUCUGGAGGGCAAGGAAAACAACAUUGAGAAUGAGAUCGCUGUGCUGCACAGAAUCAAGCACACCAACAUUGUUUCACUGGAGGACAUCUUUGAGAGCACGUCCCACCUGUAUCUGGUCAUGCAGCUGGUGUCUGGAGGGGAGCUGUUUGACCGCAUCGUAGAGAAGGGUUUCUACACAGAGAGAGACGCCAGCCAACUCAUCCACCAGAUCCUGGACGCUGUCAAAUACCUCCAUGACAUGGGCAUCGUACACAGGGACCUGAAGCCAGAGAAUCUGUUGUAUUACAGUAUGGACGAGGACUCUAAGAUAAUGAUCAGUGACUUUGGCCUGUCUAAGAUCGAGGACACAGGCAGUGUCAUGUCUACAGCCUGUGGGACCCCAGGAUACGUGGCUCCUGAGGUGUUGGCUCAGAAACCGUACAGCAAAGCAGUAGACUGCUGGUCCAUCGGAGUCAUCUCCUAUAUUCUGUUAUGCGGAUACCCUCCGUUUUACGACGAGAACGAUGCUAAGCUUUUUGAGCAGAUACUGAAGGCAGAGUAUGAGUUUGACUCUCCGUACUGGGAUGACAUCUCCGAUUCAGCUAAGGACUUUAUCUGUCACCUGAUGGAAAAAGACUUUAUGAAGAGAUAUACCACUGAUAAAGCACUUCAACACCCCUGGAUCUGUGGAGACACAGCUCUUGAUAAGAACAUCCAUGAAUCUGUCAGUGCUCAGAUAAAGAAGAACUUUGCUAAAAGUAAAUGGAAGCAAGCAUUCAACGCCACAGCAGUGGUGAGACACAUGCGGAGGCUGCAACUGGGUACCAGUCUAGAGAGCCCCAGCCAGAUCACCCCCACAAGCCCCUGUCAUGCCCACACACUCCUGCUGCGGGAGGAGGACAAGGAGGAGGAGGGACCGGGGAUAGAGGAGGAGGAGAGCUGUAAGUGAGACAAACACUGAGCUUGUCCCCCACUCAGCCAGCCAGCCACUUAUCUCUCUCGCCCUCUCUCUCUCUCGCUCUCUCUCUCUCGCUCUCUCUCACUCAGACUCUUACUCUCUCUCUCUCUGAGCACAUAGCCUACAGUACUGUUGAGCCUCUGAGCACGUACAGUGGUGUGUACAGUACUCUAGUGAUACUCUAGUAGUACAGCACUCUAGUACAGCACUGUGGAGUACCGUCCCUGUCAUCUCCUCUCCCCUCCUCUCCAGUGUCAUACUGUGAGGAUGAGCAGCAGCGCGGUAGUGCAGAGGGCAGUUCCGACCGGGACAGUCUGACGAGUUGCACCUACUGCUGCAGGCCAGCCAGUCACGUCUGAGUGGCCACAGACCCCCCCCUUUGUCGACAUGGGAUACGUAUGUUUCCAUGGAGCCACCGAGAGCCCGCCCUGUCUGCCUAGUCUAGCCAUGAAUGCAGAGUGAUGUUAUGACAGGCUGUGUCCAGUAGAGUAGGGUGGUGAUGAGACAACCAGCAGCCAUGUCCAGAGCCACCUUCUAGCUCCAGAUGCUUGCCCAGAAUAAACCAUCUACAGUUACUUUUAGAGGGGAGUUUUGGAUGCAGGUAUUACUUUGUUAAAUUCAAUGUCCACAAACACUGAUGUUUGUGUAGAGUAUGCGGUAACACUUUACUUGACACCCAGCAUCAUAACCAUGUCAUAAUAUGGUCAUAACACUGUCAUAACACAUAUAUUUAAACCUGUUGUGACAUACAUGGCAUUAUUUUAUGGCUCUACAUAAGUGUCAAAACACACAUUUAUUCAAAUGUGUUUUUCACUGUCAUGAAGUUUCCUUUUGUUUUAAAGUCCUUUGUUGUUGUUGUAAUAAAUUCUUUAAUUUUUUUUCAUCAUAUUUUAAAUAACUUGCAGACACUGUCAUGAAGCAUUACGACUAUCCUGUGUCACUUUACUUGGACUAAGAAAAUUCACUUUAUGACACUGUCAAGAAGCAUUAUGACCAUCAUAAUCAUAUAAGCCAGAUAGGCUUAUCACGUACAUGCCCUUAUGUCAGUCACAAAGAGCGUGCCUUGUCCUGCUCCUGAAAUCUGCUCCUGCACUCAUCCCAGUCAUCAGCAACCUAGCAUUGACGUAGGUACAUGUCUGACAUCAAUUUGUGCUCAAUUACUGUAGAAUGCUAAUUUAGUAUGGUCAAUUUCAUAAAUUGGAAUAUAACAAACAUUAUUGAGAAGUAGGUUAUGGUGUAAUGGAAUGUUUUGCCUUGUGUGGUAGGUUUUGUGGGUUUUGAUAUUCUCAUGUAGGUGUCAUAACCAGCCA
Messenger RNA from Salmo salar (Atlantic salmon), 3239 nucleotides. Its product is annotated as calcium/calmodulin-dependent protein kinase type 1-like. Gene Ontology annotation, molecular function: protein kinase activity; ATP binding. Gene Ontology annotation, biological process: protein phosphorylation. Lineage: Eukaryota; Metazoa; Chordata; Actinopteri; Salmoniformes; Salmonidae. The record is from RefSeq and is a predicted model, not a curated record.